GUAACAUGCGAUUAUCAAAUUAGUGCUAAGUCCACCAGAACAUACCUGUCCCUCCUGUCUAUCUCUGAUUUCGACAACGCGUUAUCCCGAACACGACAUUGCGGACGUAUAAAUAAAUCGUCCGCGAUAAACGCAGUUCCAGUCGAUUGCUGAGAGCCAUGCAGUCCUGCUGUUACUUUUUCCUGCUCGCGGUCCUCGCGAUCUCGUCCUGCUGCAUCUACGCCAAGGAUCUUCAUCCUCUUUCCGAUGAGUUCAUCCAUAGCAUCAACGAGAAGCAGAGCACCUGGAAGGCAGGAAGGAAUUUCGUACCGAAUGUUAGCAUGAAGUACAUCAAGAAGUUGAUGGGAGCACUUCCAGAACCCAAAACCCUUCCUGAGAUUGAGCAUUUAUUAGGCGACGCCGAUAUACCAGAAAACUUUGAUGCCAGAGAACAGUGGCCCGAUUGUCCGACGAUCCGCGAAAUCAGGGAUCAAGGAUCCUGCGGAUCUUGCUGGGCUUUUGGAGCGGUCGAAGCUAUGUCGGACAGAGUAUGUAUCCACUCGAAUGGUCAGGUGAACUUCCGUUUUUCUGCCGACGAUUUGGUUUCUUGCUGCUGGACCUGCGGAAUGGGCUGCAACGGUGGAUUUCCCGGCGCCGCCUGGCAUUACUGGGUCAGGAGCGGCAUCGUUUCCGGCGGAACCUACGAUUCUCAUCAGGGUUGCAGACCGUACGAGAUCGCUCCAUGCGAGCACCACGUGAACGGAUCGAGGCCGGCUUGCGACGGCGAAGAAGGAUCCACUCCGAAAUGCAAGAAGGAAUGUCAGCCGGGCUAUAAGAUUUCGUACGCUCAGGACAGACAUUUCGGUAAGAAGGCGUACACGGUGAAGAGCAAAGUGGAGCAAAUCCAGAGAGAGAUUAUGAUGAACGGACCGGUCGAGGGAGCAUUCACAGUCUAUGAAGAUCUGCUGAACUACAAGAGCGGCGUUUACCAGCACGUGACCGGAAAGGCCUUAGGUGGACACGCCAUCAGGGUGUUGGGCUGGGGAGUCGAAGGUGGAAGUCCCUAUUGGUUGAUCGGCAACUCGUGGAACUCGGAUUGGGGCGACAACGGAUUCUUCAAGAUGUUAAGAGGAAAGAACCAUUGCGGCAUCGAAGGCUCCAUCACCGCCGGCCUCCCCAAAUAAUUUAUACAGCAAACGUUCAAUACAAGAGAUAAAACGCUUAAGAAACGCCCACGAUCCUUUGCAUUUCAUUCCUGUUUUCUUCUUUACUUUUCAUUACUUUAUUUCUUCAUCCUUUCGCCGAAGAGCGCGAUAGAUAAGGCUCUCCGUAUGUUUUUCCCUCCCUAUCUAGAAUCUUAGAGACACACUCGCUUAGCAUAACAAUUUGUUAAGUUAUGGGCGAAGAGAAAGGGCGCUUUCGGACGAAUGUAAUAAUAAUAGUGGUUCGGUUGUCGGCCUACGCGUUACGGAAGCCAUCCUGAUCUUAUCUGAAAACGCAGGUUAAAGGUCACGGUUCAACAUACAGAAACGCAAUGUUCAUCAGCAAUUACAGUUUAAUUAUACACUAAUUACUAAA
Nicrophorus vespilloides is the source of this 1557-nucleotide messenger RNA. Its product is annotated as cathepsin B. Lineage: Eukaryota; Metazoa; Arthropoda; Insecta; Coleoptera; Silphidae. The record is from RefSeq and is a predicted model, not a curated record. Gene Ontology annotation, biological process: regulation of catalytic activity. The transcript is spliced from 5 exons. Gene Ontology annotation, molecular function: cysteine-type endopeptidase activity. The coding region runs from base 159 to 1163 and encodes 334 amino acids. Gene Ontology annotation, cellular component: lysosome.